This is a messenger RNA of Alternaria atra, 3336 nucleotides long. RefSeq lists its product as uncharacterized. Gene Ontology annotation, molecular function: iron ion binding; monooxygenase activity; oxidoreductase activity, acting on paired donors, with incorporation or reduction of molecular oxygen. Gene Ontology annotation, biological process: response to oxidative stress. The transcript has 4 exons. NCBI's taxonomy places the organism in Eukaryota, Fungi, Ascomycota, Dothideomycetes, Pleosporales, Pleosporaceae. The record is from RefSeq and is a predicted model, not a curated record. Bases 1 to 3336 code for a protein of 1111 amino acids.
AUGCCUAGUCAAAUACAAACAUUGAUCGGAAAGAUCAGGAGGAAGCCCACAUUAGCAAGCGAUGGCAGGACGGCAGAAGCAUCGAGUGGGAUGAAGAACCACCAGAAGACUGGCAUCGUCAGCGACAUUAGAGGUCUCGGUGUUAAGGAUGCCAAAUUCGCUCUCGACGCUAUUACGACCCUGGCGUCCGGCGAGCCUUUGGACGACAAGGAUCUUCUCCUCGAGAAGGGAGUCCAGAUGCUACAGGGACUGCCUUUGAACAGUGGUCUCAGUGCAAAGGUCUCAGACGGUUUUAUUAGCAUGCUCUGGAAUGACUUGCCACACCCAACGCCUACACAUGCCGGCCCUUCAGCAAGAUACCGGAAGCACGACGGCUCAGGAAACAAUCCUCACAACCCUGAAAUGGGCAAAGCGGGAUCGCCAUAUGCGCGCAACGUGCCUCCCACCAAACCGAAAGGACCAAACCUGCCCGACGUCGAAGACGUAUACGAGGCACUUUUAAAGCGCAAUGGGCCUUUCCGCGAGCAUCCAUCUGGACUUAAUCGCCUGUUCUUUUCUUUUGCAACUAUAGUCAUUCACGAAUGUUUCCAAACCUCUAGGACGAACCCUUGGAUCAACGAGACGUCGAGCUAUGUUGACCUCAGCACCCUGUAUGGCAACACAGAGAAAGAGCAGCCGCGCGUACGAACAUACAAGAAUGGCCUAAUAUACCCAGACUCAAUCGCUUCAGAGCGCAUUAUGAUGAUGCCUCCAGGUGUAGUCGCAGUACUUUUGAUGUUCUCAAGAAACCACAAUCAUGUCGCUGAGUCAUUACUGUCAGUGAAUGAGGACGGCAAAUACAAGUCCUGGGACAGCCUUGAUGAGGCAGGCAGGAAAUGGCAAGACGAGGACAUCUUCCAGAUUACGCGCAACAUUAACGUUGGAUUCUUCGCUUCGGUCGUGUUGAAGGACUACGUUGCUGCUAUUCUGAACACACCACGAGCCAAUUCAGAGUGGUCUCUCGAUCUUGGUAAAGAAAUUAAGCAAGGCGGUACACGUGUCGAGCGCGGGACCGGCAGCCAUGUAUCCGUCGAGUUCGCUGUUCUCUACCACUGGCACGCUGCUCUCAGCGCUGCGGACGAGAACUGGAUGGAGGACAUCAUCCGUUCCGUAUUCCCCGAUAUUCGUCACAUCGACGAUGUAACAAUCGAGAUGUUCCACAAGGUCAUGAAGGUCUACGGUCAUGACUUGAUGAGCAAGAAGCCUUGGGAGUGGACUUUCGGAGGCCUUGAGAGAGGAGCUGACGGCAAGUUCAACGACGCUCAGCUUUCCGAGUUAAUCAAAGACUGUAUCGAAGAGCCUGCUCACGCUUUUGGCGCCCACGGUACACCGGCCAGCCUCAAGGUUGUUGAUCUUAUGGGCCAGCUGCAAGCCCGUGAGAUGUUCAAUGUCUGCACACUCAAUGAGUUCCGUCGGUACCUUAAUCUGAAGCCGUACGAUACAUUUGAAGAUUGGUGCUCUGACAAGGAGACGGCACGAGCCGCUGAGCUCUUGUAUGGCCACAUGGAAAACAUGGAACUUUACCCAGGGUUGAUGGCCGAGUGCACGAAGCCUGCCAUGCCAGGUAGUGGUGUCUGUCCUGGUCAAACCACUGGUCGAGGUAUCUUGGAUGAUGCCGUCGCAUUGGUUCGCGGUGACCGUUUCUUGAGCUACGACUUUAAUAGUAAUACUCUUACGCAAUGGGGUGCGGCUUUGCUGGCAGAGACGACACCAGGAGCAUACGGCGGCGUGUUUCCCAAGCUGCUCUUCCAGGGGCUCCCAGGUGGAUUCAGAGGAACGUCCAGCUACGCGCUAUUACCCUUCUACACGCCUAAAGCGGCGAAAGAGAUUCUUACAGGCAAUAAGAUGGUUGAACAAUACGACCUCAGCCGCCCUCCGAGCGACUACGAUAUCAUCAGCGUCCAGACGCAAGAAGGUUGCAAGAAGGUGUUUGAGGAUCGUGAGAAUUUCGUUGUCAUGUACCAGGCAGCUAUUCGCAACUGUACUGCUGGGCAUGACUUCAUGAUCGGAUGGGACCAACAGAAGAAGCAUGACGAGAGGUCCAAUAUCUUGCACAAAGUUUUCUUCGAAGAGGGCUUUGAGAAGAACAUCAACGAGUUCUUCACAACCAACGUACGGAAGCUCAUUAAGCAGAAUUCGCUCAAAGGCGCCAAAGGCAGAAUGAGCAUCGACAUUGUUCGCGACGUUACGAACAUCACGCCAAUUCUUUGGCUGGCCGAGCGUUUUGCACUCCCACUGAAGACACAGGAGCAACCUAGAGGUUUGCUCUCUAUUCACGAAGCGUUCCUAGCGUACCUCGUUCUAUUCAUGUACCAAUCCUUCAACAUAAUGCCACACAAUGAGUGGAAACUACGAGCGGGCGCCAUGCAAGCUGCAGCACCCCUCCGCUCCAUCUUCGAAGCCCAUCUCAAGUCACAGACGGGACGUCUAGAAGGCCUGGUAGACUGGAUGGCCAAGGGCUCCGCCUUCGAAGUAGGUCCACACGCAGACCGCAUCUACCAUGCGCUUGCCGACACUAAGCUGCCCAUUGGCGACAUGGUGGGCGACUGCAUCGGCAUGGGCGCGCCCGUCGCUGGAAACCUAACCCAGCAAGCCAGUCUACUAAUCGACUUGUUCCUCUCUCCUGGGUACGAAAAGUACAAGGCUCGAAUUGUCGAGCUAUCGCACAUGGACCCCGCGACCUCGGACCGCGAACUCCAGGGUUUCGUCUACGAAGGAAUGCGCCACGUCGGUGUAGUUCCCGGACUCCCUCGCGUUGCAACCCGCGACAUCACCAUCAACGACGGCAUCCGUGGCCCCGUCUCCAUCAAGAAGGGCCACACGAUCCUCAUUGCCACAUCAAAAGCCGCCAUGGACCCCGUUGCGUUCCCCAACCCCGAGAUCCUGGAUCCGCACCGUUCAUUCAAGGAGUACACUUUACUCGGUCACGGCCUGCACUUUUGCUUCGGUGCCCGCCUCGUCGGCCCCUCUCUCGCCUCCACUCUACGCGAAGUCUUCAAGCUACCAAACGUACGUCGUGCGCCUGGUAAACAAGGUCGUUUCACUAUUACUGAGCAUAAACUCGCGGGUAUCACGAUGCGGCAUUAUCUCGAUUCUAGUUCAAAGGAGAGUCCUAUUCCCACGAGUUUGCGCCUUCACUACGAUAGUGAGGAUGUUGUUGCGACCGGGUUGAAUGGUCAUCUUACUAAUGGUCACACGGAUGGGCUAGCUAACGGACAUACAAACUAUGCUUCGAAUGGUCAUGCCAACGCAAAUGGCAACAAUGAGCAUGGGAAUGCGUAUACUAUUGCGCCUUAG